Zychaea mexicana is the source of this 1430-nucleotide messenger RNA. RefSeq lists its product as uncharacterized. Gene Ontology annotation, biological process: protein transport; endosome transport via multivesicular body sorting pathway; late endosome to vacuole transport. NCBI's taxonomy places the organism in Eukaryota, Fungi, Mucoromycota, Mucoromycetes, Mucorales, Lichtheimiaceae. Gene Ontology annotation, cellular component: ESCRT III complex; multivesicular body. The transcript has 5 exons. The coding region runs from base 147 to 1091 and encodes 314 amino acids. The record is from RefSeq and is a predicted model, not a curated record.
AAAAAAAGCCCGCCUCCAACCCCACCGCUUGGCUCUUUUUUUUUGCCAACCCUUUAACGAACUUCAUUAUAUAAUUCAUUGCCGGUAGUGCGUUCCUUUUUCCGUACCAACACAAUCUUACUUUAUUCCUCCCCCCUCACCCCCCAAUGGCCAGUACCAUAUCCAAUCUUCAACGUUUCUUUGGCAAAAAAACACCUGACGAGCUGGUCAAAAAAUGGCGCCAAGAGAUUAGAACACAACAACGAUUAAUACAACGACAAAUCCAAGCGAUUGAUUCCGAAGAAGCCAAAGUGAAAAAGUCGAUUAAACAAGUGGCGAAAAAGGGAGAUAACAAGAUAUGCAAAAUACUUGCCAAGGAACUCAUACGGUCACAACGCCAUAAAAAUCGACUGUAUACCAGCAAGGCGCAAUUGAAUUCGAUUGUUAUGCAGUUGGAGCAUCAGUUGGGUAAAAAAAAUACACACACACAAAUUAUUUUUAUUUCGGGAAAACGUUGGGAGUUUUUAAGUUAUUAUCGAUUUUUUGUAGCAACGAUCAAAGUUGCAGGAACGCUUCAGAGAAGUGGUGAGGUGAUGAAAUUGGUGAAUCAACUCGUACGGUUGCCAGAACUGUCACAGACGAUGCAACACAUGUCCAUGGAAAUGACAAAGGCAGGGUUGAUGGACGAAAUGAUUGAAGAUACCAUGGAGAUGAUGGAUGAUGAGGAUCUUGAAGAAGCAGCUGACGAAGAAGUCAACAAUGUUCUAUACCAAAUCACAGACGGCAUGUUGGGCGAAGCAGGAGCUGUUGGACCUGCACUGGAUAAGAAGCCAGAGGUGCAAAUAGAAGAGGACGAAGAGGAAGAGGGGCCCGAGCUCGAUAUGAUGCAAAAACGCUUACAGGUAUUUUUAAAAGAAGAGAACGGAGGAACCAGAGAGCUUAUGUUUGCUGUUAUCGAUAAGUUGAUGGAUGGAUUAAAUAAUAACGAGAUAAAUUUAUAUAUUCCAGGCAUUGAAAGGGUAGAGCCCCCAUAUCCGAUUAUUUCCAUCCCCACUGUAUCUCAAAUACACACACACACACACACACACACUCCCCUCGAUAUUAAACUAUAAAAGCAACAAACAAAAAGGGAAUCGAUUAAAGACAAUCGGUCUAUCCACCGAUAGAUUGGGAUGGCGCGAUGUUAUUACUACUUCUACUUGACAAAAAAACCAGGGAAGAAAUCAAAAAAGGAGCGAGGAAUUAAGAAGUGAAAAGGGAGAUUAUUUGAUAUGAUACACUUGGACAUAUAAAUGUGUAUAAAAGCAUACUACAGUCUACUUGCUACAACGGCAAGGAGUUGGAAGGGAAAAGAAGUUGUUCUUUACAAGCGAGGAUGAACAAAUAGAUAGACAGGAUGUAUACAAGUGCAUUAAAGAUCACAACAACAACAACAACAACAAACAAUAACC